AUGGGCGGUAUCUGGAUACCGCCCGCGUUUUCUCGACUUCCGACUCGCCAGGUGCGAGACGACCGCCGCCAAGAUCUCAACAUCGCCUCAACGAAUAUCUGUCAAGAUCUCGACGCAUCGACAUGCGAGGUGGUUGGGCGGGCACGAGCGGAGCUUUGUAACGGCACCCACUCUGGCCCGUUUGAUGCACCAACCACGUCACCCUACAUCUAUCUGCUAUCACCUAACACGCCGCCCGACCUGCGCCUGUCGCUUGGCAUGUGCGCGUCGGAUGACGCGCACAUGCCCAUCACCAAGACCUUUACCAUCGCAAACGCUGCGGAUACCAUCACCCUCGCCCCUCGAUCACAUUCCCAUUGCCAACUACGUUGCCGCCCAUCAAACUGCAUGUGCAAGCAUGCAGGCGCAUCCCCAUCAACUUUGUUCACGCGCGAAAAUACAACAUCCACCCUUCGAUCACAUUCCCAUCGCCAUCGACGUAGCCAUCCCCCCAUGCCUAUUUCUACAAGCCACUAUAGCCCUACCUCCGCUACCCUACUUCCGCUACCAGUUUCUUACGUUUGAUUCCUGUACUAUCCAUAGUAAAUAAAUAAGCAUUCUCCACU
Molecule: messenger RNA, 605 nt
Organism: Laccaria bicolor S238N-H82
Lineage: Eukaryota; Fungi; Basidiomycota; Agaricomycetes; Agaricales; Hydnangiaceae
Exons: 5
Coding region: 1-564 (187 amino acids)
Source: RefSeq, a predicted model, not a curated record